Messenger RNA from Populus nigra (black poplar), 4575 nucleotides. Its product is annotated as TMV resistance protein N-like. The transcript has 6 exons. Gene Ontology annotation, biological process: defense response; signal transduction. Gene Ontology annotation, molecular function: ADP binding; protein binding. Bases 364 to 4464 code for a protein of 1366 amino acids. NCBI's taxonomy places the organism in Eukaryota, Viridiplantae, Streptophyta, Magnoliopsida, Malpighiales, Salicaceae. The record is from RefSeq and is a predicted model, not a curated record.
UUCGUGAGCCCCCCCCCUGUACAAGGGUCACCUGUACGUCGUUGUCUGCAUUGAAGGCAAUCUUCUUCACAAUCUCAUAAGAAAAAUCCAGGACGUUUACCGGUACGAGUUUCUGCUCUAAAGAAACCUGGAAAAAAAAUAGAGAGUGAAGGAUCGAGGGUGGCAGAGAGAAGAGAAAAAUCAGGGAGGGAGAGGGGGAUCUGGAAGUUACACGGUUGCGAGGAGGCUAGAAGAAGAAAGAAUUGGGUUUUGGCUAGAUCUGUCACCUCUCUACUCAAGUCUUCCCACACGCAGAAGGCUAGUUAAGAGUUAAGAAGACUAGAAGGAAUCAAUCAGUAUUAAUUUAUUGCGACUGGGAUUCCCAUGGCCUCAUCCAGCAUGCAGAAAGCAGCCUCAUCUUCUUAUUCUCCUCCCCAAUGGAAGUAUGAUGUCUUCCUUAGUUUUAGAGGCAAAGACACACGGAAUAACUUUACUAGCCAUCUAUAUUCUAAUUUGGAACAAAGAGGCAUCGAUGUAUACCUGGAUGAUAGGGGGCUAGAGAGAGGAAAGACCAUCGAACCUGCUCUCUGGCAGGCCAUCGAAGAUUCAAGAUUUUCAAUCGUUGUGUUUUCAAGAGAUUACGCGUCUUCACCAUGGUGCUUAGAUGAGCUUGUCAAGAUUGUUCAGUGCAUGAAAGAGAUGGGGCACACUGUUCUACCAGUUUUUUAUGAUGUGGAUCCAUCAGAGGUAGCCGAUCAGAAAGGGAAUUAUAAGAAGGCGUUCAUUGAGCAUAAGGAAAAGCACUCGGGAAAUCUGGAAAAGGUAAAAUGCUGGAGUGAUUGUCUCUCCACAGUGGCCAAUCUAUCUGGUUGGGAUGUACGGAACAGGGACGAGUCACAAUCAAUUAAAAAGAUUGUUGAAUAUAUACAGUGCAAACUAAGCUUCACUUUGCCAACAAUUAGCAAAAAUCUAGUUGGAAUAGAUUCUCGUCUGAAGGUAUUGAAUGAAUAUAUAGACGAACAAGCAAAUGAUACUCUCUUUAUAGGGAUAUGUGGAAUGGGUGGCAUGGGAAAGACAACUGUUGCAAGAGUCAUGUAUGAUAGGAUUCGCUGGCAAUUCGCUGGCAGCUGCUUCUUGGCAAAUGUGAGAGAAGUUUUUGCAGAGAAAGAUGGACUGUGUCGUUUACAGGAACAACUACUUUCGGAAAUCUCAAUGGAGCUUCCCACUGCACGGGAUUCUUCAAGAAGGAUUGAUUUGAUAAAGCGCAGGCUGCGGCUUAAAAAGGUUCUUCUUAUUCUUGAUGAUGUAGAUGAUGAAGAACAAUUACAGAUGUUGGCUGCAGAUCAUGGAUCGUUUGGUCCAGGGAGCCGGAUUAUCAUAACGAGCAGAAAUAAACAUUUGCUGGAUAGCCAUGGUGUUACUAGAAUAUACGAGGCUGAGAAAUUAAAUGAUAAAGAUGCUCUUAUGUUAUUUAGCUGGAAAGCUUUCAAAAGAGACCAGCCUGCUGAAGAUUUAUCGGAACUAUCCAAGCAAGUUGUGGGUUAUGCUAAUGGCCUUCCACUAGCUCUUGAAGUCAUAGGUUCGUUCUUGCAUAAAAGAGGUCUGCUUGAAUGGAAAAGUGCAAUUGAUAGAAUGAAUGACAUUCCUGACAGGAAGAUUAUUGAUGUUCUUCGCAUUAGUUUUGAUGGCCUCCAUGAAUUAGAGAAGAAAAUAUUUUUAGAUAUCGCUUGCUUCUUGAAGGGGAUGAAAAAGGAUCGUAUAACAAGGCUACUUGACAGUUGUGGGUUCCAUGCAGAUAUUGGAAUGCAGGCUCUUAUUGAGAAAUCCCUUAUAAGUGUCUCACGAGAUGAGAUAAGGAUGCAUAACUUAUUACAGAAAAUGGGUGAAGAAAUUGUUCGUUGUGAAUCCCCUGAAGAGCCUGGAAGACGCAGUAGAUUGUGCACGUACAAGGAUGUCUGCGACGCACUGAAGGACAGCACAGGAAAAAUAGAAAGUAUAUUCUUGGACUUGCCCAGAGCAAAAGAGGCACCAUGGAACAUGACAGCCUUCUCAAAAAUGACCAAACUAAGAUUGCUCAAAAUUCACAACGUGGAUCUUUCGGAAGGACCUGAGUAUCUCUCAAACGAGUUGCGAUUCCUUGAAUGGCAUGCUUACCCUUCAAAGUCAUUGCCAGCUUGUUAUCGUCCGGAUGAGCUUGUUGAACUCUACAUGUCUUGCAGCAGUAUUGAGCAAUUAUGGUGCGGAUGUAAGAUUUCAGUUAAUCUGAAAACCAUCAAUCUCAGCAACUCACUAUACCUGACCAAUACUCCGGAUUUUACUGGAAUUCCAAAUCUCGAGAGUCUGAUUCUUGAAGGUUGUGCAAGUUUAUCUGAGGUCCAUCCAUCAUUUGGACGUCACAAGAAUCUUCAAUUUGUGAAUCUUGUGAACUGCAGUAGUCUAAGGAUUCUACCAAGCCACCUUGAAAUGGAAUCAUUAGAAGCUUGCACUCUCAGUGGCUGCUCGAAACUUGAUAAGUUUCCUGAUAUAGUAGGAAACAUGAACUGCUUGAGGGAGCUUCGUUUAGAUGGGACUGCUAUUGCAGAACUAUCCUCAUCAUUUCAUUGUUUGGCUGGUUUAGUUCUAUUGAGCAUGAGCAGUUGUAGGAACCUUGAAAGUAUUCCCAAUAGCAUAAGUGGUUUGAAAUCCCUCAAAAGACUUGAUGUGUCUGACUGCUCUGAACUUAAGAACAUACCAGAGAAUUUGGGGGAAGUAGAAAGUUUGGAGGAGUUUGAUGCAAGUGGAACUUCAAUUAGACAGCCGCCAGCGUCUUUUUUUCUUUUGAAGAAUCUUAAAGUAUUGUCAUUUAAUGGAUGCAAAAGAAUAGCUGUGAAUCUCACGGAUCAAGUAUUGCCUUCUUUGUCUGGUCUGUGUUCUUUAGAAGAACUGGAUUUACGCGCUUGUAAUCUAGGAGAAGGAGCAGUUCCCGAAGAUAUUGGCUGCUUAUCAUCAUUGAGGAAUCUAAAUCUGAGUAGAAAUAACUUUGUUAGCCUACCUAAAAGCAUAAAUCAGCUUUCUAGGCUUGAAAAGCUUGCCUUGAAGGAUUGCGUGAUGCUUGAAUCAUUGCCUGAGGUUCCCUUGAAAGUUCAGAAAGUAAAAUUGGAUGGCUGUUUAAAACUAAAAGAAAUUCCAGAUCCAAUAAAGCUAUGCAGUCUGAAAAGAUUAGAGUUCAAAUGUCUUAACUGUUGGGAACUGUAUAUGCAAAAUGGCCAAAACAACAUGGGUCUGAACAUGCUUGAAAAAUACCUUCAGGUCUUCUCUUCACCAUACCCAAUCUCUCUCUUUCCCCCCCCCCCCUCUCUGAAACAUUUUUGUUUUAUGAUACAGGGCUCAUCUCCAAGACCUGGAUUUGGUAUUGCUGUUCCUGGAAAUGAAAUCCCAGGCUGGUUUACUCAUCAAAGUAAGGAAUCUUCAAUUAGGGUGCAGGUGCCUUCUAAUUAUCUGGAUGAUGAUGAUAAUGGGUGGAUGGGGUUUGCUGCAUGUGUUGCAUUCAGUGCAUAUGGUAAAAACCCUCUCUUUUGUCAUUUCAAAGUCGAUGGAAAAGAGAAUUAUCCUUCGCCCAUGUAUAUAGGUUGUAACUCUAUGCAAGCUCUGCCAGAUCAUCUGUGGUUAUUCUAUUUAUCUUUUGAUUAUCUGAAAGAGCUUAAAGAACGAGAGAAUGAAGCCUAUAGCGAACUUGAGUUGUCGUUUCAUUCUUACGAGCAAGGAGUAAAGGUGAAGAAUUGUGGUGUUCGUUUGGUAAAUUCUCCAUACACUCCAUCAUGGCAAUCACCUACUGGCCGUCUUAUUGUUGCAAGCAAAAAAGCAGCUUCUUCAUAUAUUGAUUCUUUAGCUAAUUCUUCAUCUUAUAGUCAAUGGAUGCAUGAUGUCUUCUUUAGCUUCAGAGGUGAGCACGCUAGCAAUAAUUUCACCCAUUUGUAUACAGCUCUAGUCCAGAGAGGCAUUAUCCGAGAUGACACAGAACUAGAGUAUCUGAGGGUAAUUGAAUCGAGUCUCCUAAGGGACAUCAAAGAGUCGGGGCUGUCAAUUAUUAUAUUUGCAAGAGAUUAUGCUUGUUCGGCUUGGUGGUUUGACGAAGUUGUCAAGAUUGUUGGAUUCAUGAAAAAGAUGAAAUCGGACACUGUUUUUCCAGUUUCAGCAGUUUCUUAUAAUGUCGAGCAAUCAAGGGUAGAUGCACAGGCAGAGAGUUACACGAUUGUCUUCGACAAGGAUGAAGAAGAUUUCAGUGAAGAUAUGGAGAAGGUACGAAGGUGGAUGGAUAUUCUCACCGAGGUCGCCAUUUCAUCUGGGUCGGAAUCAUCGAAAAGGGUGAAUGGCAUGGAUUGGCCAGUUGGGAAUAGGUUUCACGGGACUGACAUGGAGUUUCUGCUGAACUUCCGGAAGAAGGUCCUUGAGGAAAACGAGCUUGAUAUUGAUUUUGAAUUUGAUGUUACUCUUGAGGAAAACUAAUCAUUAUUUUUUAAAUUUUAUUUAUUUUGACAAUACUUUCUUUUCAUUGAGAAUGACAAAACAAUUUAAUUUGUUAAAUAAAAAACAUGACAGCGUUAAUUGAUUGAGAAA